Salvelinus namaycush (lake trout) is the source of this 7224-nucleotide messenger RNA. RefSeq names its product calcium channel, voltage-dependent, N type, alpha 1B subunit, a (gene cacna1ba). Gene Ontology annotation, biological process: chemical synaptic transmission; calcium ion import across plasma membrane. NCBI's taxonomy places the organism in Eukaryota, Metazoa, Chordata, Actinopteri, Salmoniformes, Salmonidae. The transcript has 49 exons. Bases 1 to 7224 code for a protein of 2407 amino acids. The record is from RefSeq and is a predicted model, not a curated record. Gene Ontology annotation, cellular component: membrane; voltage-gated calcium channel complex; neuronal cell body. Gene Ontology annotation, molecular function: high voltage-gated calcium channel activity.
AUGGCUCGAUUCGAAGAGGAACUAUCCAACCGGCGUGGAGGGGUCUGUCAAGCGGGCCCACCAAGGGGGGCAGGUCGGCCAGCAGGCCCCCCAAGCGGCCCUAGGGUGUACAAACAAUCAAUGGCCCAAAGAGCCAGGACAAUGGCCAUUUACAACCCCAUCCCUGUCAAGCAGAGCUGUCUUACUGUCAACCGGUCUCUCUUCAUCUUUAGUGAGGAUUGUAUCAUACGGAAAUAUGCCAAAAAGAUUACAGAAUGGCCUCCAUUUGAAUACCUGAUCCUGGCCACCAUUAUAGCCAACUGCAUCGUCCUUGCAUUGGAGCAGCACCUACCAGCCGGCGACAAGACCCCCAUGUCAGAGCGCUUGGACGACACAGAGCCCUAUUUUAUUGGAAUAUUUUGUUUUGAAGCUGGCAUUAAGAUCAUCGCCCUUGGCUUUGCGUUUCACAAAGGCUCCUAUCUCCGGAAUGGCUGGAAUGUAAUGGACUUUGUGGUGGUGCUAACAGGGAUGCUGGCUACAGUGGGAGCAGACUUUGACUUGAGAACUCUGCGGGCGGUACGGGUCCUGAGGCCACUGAAACUGGUGUCUGGAAUCCCUAGUCUUCAGGUGGUUCUGAAGUCCAUCAUGAAAGCCAUGGUGCCUCUGCUGCAGAUCGGUAUGCUGCUCUUCUUCGCUAUCCUCAUGUUCGCCAUCAUCGGCCUGGACUUUUACAUGGGCAAGUUCCACAGGACCUGCUUCAGGAUUGAUACAGGUGAGCAGGCAGCAGAGUUCCCCUGUGGUAUGGAGGCUCCAGCGAGGACCUGUGAGAAUGGCACUGUGUGUCAGGAAUACUGGAUCGGCCCCAACUACGGCAUCACCAACUUCGACAACAUCCUCUUUGCUAUUCUCACCGUCUUCCAGUGCAUCACCAUGGAGGGAUGGGUGGACAUCCUCUAUAACGCCAAUGAUGCCUCAGGCAACACCUGGAACUGGCUCUACUUCAUCCCCCUCAUCAUCAUCGGAUCCUUCUUCAUGCUCAACCUGGUGCUGGGAGUCCUGUCUGGGGAGUUUGCCAAGGAGCGUGAGCGUGUGGAGAAGAGGCAGGAGUUUCUGAAGCUUCGCAGGCAGCAGCAGAUCGAGAGGGAGCUGACUGGAUACCUGGAGUGGAUAUGCAAGGCAGAGGAAGUGAUGCUGGCGGAGGAGGACAAGCACGCUGAAGAGAAGUCCCCUCUGGAUGGAGCGUGGUACAAAAGGAAACAUAACAACCCAGGUCAGGAGUAUACCAGGGCCCUGAGUUGGUCAAUGUUGAAAAGAGCAAAGAAGAGCAAGAAUGACCUGAUCAAUGCUGAGGAGGGCGAGGACCACUUCACUGACAUCUCAUCUGUUGUUCCUCCAGGGUCUCCGUUCGCCCGGGCCAGCCUGAAGAGCAGCAAGAACGGCAGUGCCUCCUACUUCCGGAGGAAAGAGAAGCGGCUCCGCUUCACCAUCAGACACCUGGUCAAGGCUCAGAGCUUCUACUGGACAGUGCUGUGUCUGGUGGGCCUCAACACACUGUGUGUGGCCAUCGUCCAUUACGACCAGCCUGAGUGGCUCACAUAUGCACUGUAUUUGGCAGAGUUUGUAUUCCUGGGCUUGUUUCUGACUGAGAUGUCCAUGAAAAUGUAUGGACUAGGACCCAUGAGCUACUUCCAUUCGUCUUUCAACUGUUUUGAUUUCGGAGUGAUUAUAGGCAGUAUUUUUGAGGUGAUCUGGGCAGUUGUGAAACCUGGGGCCUCCUUCGGCAUCAGCGUCCUGAGAGCUCUCCGUCUGCUCAGGAUUUUCAAAGUCACUAAGUAUUGGAACUCUCUGAGGAACCUGGUGGUCUCUCUACUCAACUCCAUGAAGUCCAUCAUCAGCCUGCUGUUCCUCCUCUUCCUCUUCAUCGUGGUGUUUGCCCUACUGGGCAUGCAGCUCUUUGGGGGACUGUUUAAUUUUGACGAGGAGACGCCAACAACAAACUUUGACACCUUUCCAGCAGCCAUUCUCACAGUUUUCCAGAUUCUGACAGGAGAGGACUGGAAUGCGGUGAUGUAUCAUGGGAUAGAGUCCCAGGGGGGCGUGCGCCGGGGAAUGUUCUCCUCCAUCUACUUCAUCGUUCUCACCCUGUUUGGAAACUACACUCUCCUCAAUGUCUUCUUGGCCAUCGCUGUUGACAACCUUGCAAACGCACAGGAGCUCACUAAGGAUGAGGAAGAGCAGGAGGUGGCCAUCACCAAGAAGAUGGCCCUCCAGAAGGCCAAGGAGGUCAAGGAGGUCAGCCCCAUGUCGGCCGCAAACAUCUCCAUCACAGCUUUUGUAAAGCAAAGUCAAGGUGCACUCUCUAGCAGCUCGUCCGUCUGCAGCGUUAAUUCACUUAAGGAGCAGCAGAAGUCUCUGAAGAUGAUGUCAGUUUGGGAGCAGCGAACCACUCAGCUGAGGAGACAUAACCUGCGGGCCAGCAGUGAGGCCCUGUAUAGCGAGCUGGACCCUGAGGAGAGGCUUCGUAUGUCCUCCGCCCUGCACAUCCGCCCUGACAUGAAGACCCACCUGGACCGGCCCCUGGUGGUGGAACCCCAUGACGGCCCCGGCCCUAUGGGCCAACACAAGCCCCGGACCCCUGAGGAGACGGAUACCCCUGAGGACCCGGCCGGCCCCCAGCCACGCAGGCACCACCGCCACCGGGACAGGGAGAGACCCAUCGACGAGGCCAAUGAGAAUGGCGAUCCAGGCAAAGAGGGUAGGCACCAUGUCCACCACAGUCGUAGCAAGGACCCAGACGGCACCCGGGGCAAGGAGGGGAAGAGUGAGCGGUCACGCAGCCGAGAGGGGGGCAGGAGGCACCACCACCAGACCUUAGUGGAUGAGGGAGGAGGAGGGGGGACGGGGGAGAGAGAGCACCGCCACCACCACUCCCACAGACAGGCCAGAGAGGGCAACGGCACUGUCAACAGCGGAGGCAAGGGCGAGCGCAGGUCACGCCACAAAGAUGGCCGCUCGGGAGAGAGGUGCUCCAGGGGAGAGAACGGAGCCAAUGGGGAGAGGAAGAGACACAAGACCCACGGCUCAAGGGGCCAGUCCACACUGGAGGGAGAGGACCACAGUGAGAGAGAGAAGGGGAGGGGCCACAGAUAUGUGGAGUCUGAGGGCGACUCCCUGGCCAUCAGCCCCCAGCAGGACCCUGGAGAUCAGAGGUGGGGCACCGAGGGACCUGAAGACUCAGACAACCAGAGGAACGUCAGACGGACUGGACAGACGGCCGUCAACAUCCCCCCUGUCACCAUCACCCCCCCACCCGGGGAGACUACCCUUAUACCCAUGAACAGUAUAGACUGUGAGACCAUGCCUAUGAACGAGGAGAAGAAGACCCUGGAGGAGCGGACUCAGAGUGGACCCAGACCCAUCCUGCCUUACAGCUCCAUGUUUGUGUUUGGCCAGGCCAACGUGGUGCGGCGUCUGUGUCAUUAUAUUGUCAGCCUGCGGUACUUUGAGAUGUGUAUCCUGGUAGUGAUAUCCAUGAGUAGCAUUGCAUUGGCUGCAGAGGACCCUGUCCAGGCCAACGCUCCGCGCAACAAUGUGCUCAAGUAUCUGGACUACGUCUUCACGGGAGUUUUCACAUUUGAGAUGGUGAUUAAGAUGGUUGACCUGGGCCUCCUGCUCCAUCCUGGUUCUUACUUCAGAGAUCUCUGGAACAUUCUGGACUUCAUUGUGGUCAGUGGCGCACUGGUGGCAUUUGCAUUUUCAGGGUCCAAAGGAAAGGACAUCAGCACCAUCAAGUCCCUCAGAGUUCUGCGAGUAUUACGGCCCCUCAAGACCAUCAAACGCCUACCCAAGCUGAAGGCUGUGUUUGACUGUGUGGUCAACUCCCUGAAGAACGUGUUCAACAUCCUCAUAGUCUACAUGCUCUUCAUGUUCAUCUUCGCUGUCAUCGCCGUGCAGCUGUUCAAGGGCAAGUUCUUCUACUGCACCGAUGAGUCCAAGAGCCUGGAGAAAGACUGCAGAGGUAAUUUCCUGGACUAUGAUAAAGAUGAGGUGGCCGCCCAGCCUCGGGUGUGGAAGAAGUAUGAGUUCCACUAUGACAACGUGCUUUGGGCCUUCCUCACUCUCUUCACUGUGUCCACCGGAGAGGGCUGGCCUGAUGUUCUGAAGCACUCUGUGGAUGCUACCUUUGAGGACCAGGGUCCCAGUCCAGGCUACCGUAUAGAGAUCUCCAUCUUCUACGUGGUCUACUUCGUGGUCUUCCCCUUCUUCUUCGUCAACAUCUUUGUGGCCUUGAUCAUCAUUACCUUCCAGGAGCAGGGAGACAAGGCCAUGUCAGAGUGCAGCCUGGAGAAAAACGAGAGAGCCUGCAUUGACUUUGCCAUCAACGCCAAGCAAAUGACGCGUUACAUGCCAGAGAACGUGCAGUCCUUCCAGUACCGGAUGUGGAAGUUUGUGGUGUCACCUCCGUUUGAGUACUCCAUUAUGAUCAUGAUUGCCCUGAACACCGUUGUGCUCAUGAUGAAGUUCCAUGGAGCUCCAGACUUCUACGAGGCCAUGUUGAAGCACUUCAACAUCGUCUUCACUGCCCUCUUCUCUCUGGAAUGCAUUCUGAAGAUCAUUGCUUUCGGCCCGCUGAAUUACCUGAAGGAUGCCUGGAACGUGUUUGACUUUGUGACAGUGCUGGGAAGUAUAACUGACAUUGUGGUCACAGAAAUCAAUACAACGGACCGGCUGUUGAAUCUGAGUUUUCUGAGGCUGUUCAGAGCAGCUCGUCUCAUCAAGCUGCUGAGGCAGGGAUACACCAUCCGUAUCCUGCUGUGGACCUUCGUCCAGUCCUUCAAGGCCCUGCCCUAUGUUUGCCUUCUGAUAGCGAUGCUGUUCUUCAUCUAUGCCAUCAUUGGUAUGCAGGUGUUUGGAAACAUUGAGCUCAACGAGGACACAGCCAUCACUCACCACAACAACUUCCGCACUUUUCUUCAGGCCCUCAUGCUGCUGUUCAGGAGUGCCACAGGGGAGGCGUGGCAUGAGAUCAUGCUGUCGUGUUUGAGUCACAGAGCCUGUGAUGAGAGGUCAGGCAACCUGGGGAAGGAGUGUGGCAGUGACUUCGCCUACUUCUACUUUGUGUCCUUCAUCUUCCUCUGCUCUUUCCUGAUGCUCAAUCUGUUUGUGGCUGUCAUCAUGGAUAACUUUGAGUACCUGACUCGAGACUCAUCUAUACUGGGGCCUCAUCAUCUGGAUGAGUUCAUCCGUGUUUGGGCUGAGUACGACCCUGCUGCCUGUGGCCGUAUCAAGUACCUUGAUAUGUAUCAGAUGCUCCUCCACAUGUCCCCACCCUUAGGUUUGGGAAAGAAAUGUCCGCCAAGAGUCGCCUACAAGCGGCUAGUCAAGAUGAACAUGCCCAUCGCCGAUGACAACACAGUCCACUUUACCUCCACUCUCAUGGCCCUGAUCCGCACGGCCCUGGAGAUCAAACUGUCCUCAGGGAUGGUUGCCCAGCGUCUUUCUGAUGCUGAACUGAAGAAAGAGCUCUCUACAGUUUGGCCAAGCCUUUCACAGAAGACUAUGGAUCUGUUGGUUACACCACACAAACCCAAUGAGCUUACUGUUGGAAAGGUGUAUGCAGCCCUGAUGAUCUUUGACUACUACAAGCAGAACCGAGCCAAGAGGCCCAAGGAGCAGCAACAACAGCAACAGAAUGCUGCCGGCUCCCAGGGUAAGGUGGGGGCUCUGUUUAAACCAAUACUGCCCCUGACUUACAAGCAGGAGAAAGAGAAGGAGAAGUCCAUCAACAACAUGGAGCCUCCCUGUGAACUACUUCCUCAGCCCCAGCCUCAGGCCCUACCUAGACCCAGCUCCACCCUGCUCAACAACAUAGAGCCUCCCUGUGAACUACUUCCUCAGCCCCAGCCUCAGGCCCUACCUAGACCCAGCUCCACCCUGCUCAACAACGGAGGCACACUGCCAGGCCAAGAUGGCACCAUGAAAGGAUCAUCCUCCUGGGUGUCAGAGAAGUCUAGAGAGGUCCACAGACCCAAGAAUAAGAGACCCGUCCAAAGGGGCCAGUCUGAAGAUGUCCCAAACACAACCCUUCCCCAGGAGUCAGUGGAGAUGAGGAAGAUGGACACCAGUGACAACACAGUGCCUGGUCCUGGGUCUGGACUGGAGAGCCAGGGGAGGGCUGUGUCCAUGCCCCGCCUCAAUGCAGAGCUGCAGAGGAGCCAUUCACGCCACUCCCCGGGGACCCUGCUGGCCCCUGUUCCUGACUGCAGCCCGAUGAAGCGCUCUGCGUCCACCCAUGCCCCACAGCGCCCCCAGGAGGCGAACAUGCGUGAUUACACCCUGGAGACGCCCAGCAUCCAGGAAAGGCCUCACCACCACCACCACCACCGCUGCCACCACCGCAGAGAGAGGGACAAGAAGCAGCGGUCACUCGACAGGACGCCAAGCACCGCUGGCACACCAGGAGACCCGGCUGCAGAGCCCUCGUCUAGAGACAGGGUGCAGGACCGCGGCCGCUCCCAUGAGAGGAAGCACCACUCGACGGCGGGGGAGAAGCAGCGGUACUACUCCUGCGAUCGCUACGGCAGCAGGGAACACUGCCACACCACCAAGUCUGCCACCGCCAGCUGUGCAACCUCCCCCAGCGAGGUGCAGGACCCCAGCAUCAACAAGCAGGGUAGUGGUUCGGUUAAAUGCAGCCCAGUGAUGAUGACCUCAGGGGCUAGCACACCCAGCCGUGGACGCAGGCAGCUACCCCAAACCCCCCUGACCCCCCGCCCCGGGGUGGCCUACAAGACUGCCAACUCCUCCCCUGUGCACUUUGUGUCUGCCCAGUGUGGCAGCGGCCUGCCCACCCAGAGUCCUGGCCGGCUGAGCCGCGGGCUGUCUGAGCACAACGCCCUGCUGCACAGUGGCUCCUCCCACAUCCCCUCCCCUGUCACCCGCAUCAGCUCCGAGCCCUUCCUGGGCUACAGUCACAGGGAAGCCCAGGGCCAGGGCAGUCUGUACUGCAGCCUCCGGGACGAGCUGCUGAGCCCCUAUGCUGCCAGAGUACGCUCCCCUCGGACCGCACUGCCUCAGAUGGGGCCGGGGCCCCUCCACCUGCCUCCGCCACCCCAGCAGAGCCAUGCGGUGCCCAACGGAUACCACUUCACCUUUGGUGGUAUUGGCAACGCCAGCCCGGGGUCUGGCUCUGGUGCCAGGGCACCCAGGUACUACCACGAGGCAGAUGAGGAUGAAUGGUGCUAG